GGGGCUGCGUUGACGUUAAUGACAGCACGCUCAUCGGGCGUUUGACAGUGCCAAAGUGCCAAAAAUUCUUUCCAGCUAUUCGCAUUUUGUCGAACACCUCGCCGUCCUCUAGUUAUUCCAUUUUUCAACGAAUAAAGGACGUGUGCAAGCAAAAUGAAACCGUUGAUGCUGCAAGGACAUCAGCGUGCGAUCACGCAAAUCAAAUACAACCGCGAAGGUGAUUUGAUCUUUUCAUCGGCGAAGGAUAGCAAACCGUGCGUAUGGUACUCGCUGAACGGCGAACGUCUCGGUACGUUCAAUGGACACAUCGGAGCUGUCUGGUGUGUCGACGUGGAUUGGACGACGACCCGGCUCAUUACCGGCGCUGGUGACAUGAACACAUUCUUGUGGGACGUUGAAACCGGUACAGCCCUGGGCAAGAUCCCGUGCAAUUCGUCGGUGCGUACUUGCAACUUUAGCUUCUCGGGUAAUCAAGCCUCCUACUCCACGGAUCGUGCUAUGAACCAUCCUUGCGAGCUGUUCGUCAUUGACGUGCGAAACAUCGACGCCAGCAUCAGCAGUGCCGAUCCAGUAUUGAAGCUGACGAUGAACGAGCAGCAAAGCAAGAUCACCUCCAUGCUGUGGGGUGCGCUGGACGAGACAGUCAUCACCGGGCACGAAAAUGGCUCGCUGCGCAUCUGGGAUCUGCGUGCGGUGAAGGAACUGAACUCGGUAAACGAUCACACCGCCAGCAUCACGGACAUGCAGAUGUCGAGCGACGGUACUAUGUUCGUGUCGUCGUCGAAGGAUUGUUCGGCGAAGCUGUUCGAUUCGGAUUCGCUGAUGUGCUUGAAGACGUUCAAAACCGAGCGACCGGUCAACUCGGCGUGCAUCAGCCCCCUGUUCGAGCAUGUAGCGCUGGGUGGUGGACAGGACGCGAUGGAGGUCACAACGACGUCCACGCAGGCAGGCAAGUUCGAUUCCCGCUUCUUCCAUCUGGUGUACGAGGAGGAGUUUGCACGCGUCAAGGGACACUUCGGUCCAAUCAACAGCAUGGCAUUCCAUCCGGAUGGCAAAAGUUUCGCGACGGGCGGUGAGGACGGUUUUGUGCGUAUUCAAGUGUUUGAUUCUUCAUACUACGAGCAUACGUUUGAGUAGACGGUCGUCGUGGUGGGUCCAUCCCGGUUAGUCAGUGCGCAGUGCAUUAGGCAACACAGUGGCUGGGUGCUGAAGGAAGCGGAGUGUACGAAGAAAAAAAUCGAACUAAUAAUCAAGCGACAGAGCGUGUGACGGUGUGACGUGAUAGCGUAAUAAGUGGAAAAGGUGUAGUCUCCCAGCAGCAGCCGGCGAAAUUUACCAUCAGGCAUACUCCGACGAAGGCGACGGAACGAUGUGCGUCGAUGCUGAUCGUUCAGGUUACUUGGAAAGGAAUAAAAACGGGAGUGAAGAAGAAGGGGAGAGAAAA
This is a messenger RNA of Anopheles stephensi (Asian malaria mosquito), 1444 nucleotides long. RefSeq names its product eukaryotic translation initiation factor 3 subunit I (gene eIF3i). Gene Ontology annotation, cellular component: eukaryotic translation initiation factor 3 complex, eIF3m; cytoplasm. The record is from RefSeq and is a predicted model, not a curated record. Gene Ontology annotation, molecular function: translation initiation factor activity; protein binding; RNA binding. Gene Ontology annotation, biological process: cytoplasmic translational initiation. The transcript is spliced from 3 exons. Bases 154 to 1137 code for a protein of 327 amino acids. Lineage: Eukaryota; Metazoa; Arthropoda; Insecta; Diptera; Culicidae.